UCUGCCAAGACCUGCUUCUCCCCAGAGAGCCUAGAGAGGCAUUCCAUCCCAGAAGCACUUCGCCUAAAGUGGAAGAACUUGCCAAGCCCUAUAAUGCCAGUUGACCUGGGGCAGGCCCUGGUCCUGCUGCCGCCACUGGCUAAGGCAGAGGACCCCCCGUUCCCUGGACCAGAUGCUGCCCCUCAAGGGGAACUCUCCAGCCCUGAAACUGCCCGCCAGCUUUUCAGGCAGUUUCGAUACCAGGUGAUGUCUGGGCCCCACGAGACCCUGAGACAGCUUCGGCAGCUCUGUUUCCAGUGGCUGCAGCCAGAAGUUCACACCAAAGAACAGAUCCUGGAGAUCCUCAUGUUGGAGCAGUUCCUGACCAUCCUGCCUGGGGAGAUCCAGAUGUGGGUGCGGAAACAGUGUCCAGGCAGCGGAGAGGAGGCAGUGACCCUAGUAGAGAGCUUGAAGGGAGACCCCCGGAGACUGUGGCAGUGGAUCAGCAUCCAAGUUCUAGGACAGGAAAUCUCAGAGAAGAUGGAAUCUGCAGGCUGCCAAGUGAGGGAGGCAGAGUCCCAUCAUGAAGUGGUGCCUCAAGAGGUGCGACAUCAAAGUUCAGCCUCAGAGCCUGCGGAGCAACUGAGUCAUGCCGUGAAAGAGGAAUCUGACGCUGAGCAAGAGUUAGUGAUGGCUGCCUCCCAGCUUCUUGCCCGACCUGAGGAGAGGCUCGUCAGAGACCAGGACUUUGGAGCCUCACUUCUCCAAGCAUCAUCUCAGGAACACUGGAGGCACCUGGAUUCUACUGAAAAGGAACACUACUGGGAUCUCAUGCUGGAGACCUAUGGGAAAAUGGUCUCAGGAGGAGAUAGGCAGGAGAGUGACAAAGAGAACCUAAACCUGGAAAAUUAUAGGGACCAGGAACCUCCAGAUGCCCCCUGUGACAUCUCAGGAGAGGCCCCUCCUCAGGCUUCCGUGAGUGGCUUCUUCAGUGAGGAUGAGCCAAGCCAAUUUGGAGAAGGAGAGCAUCUCCCUGAGGCUCAGGGAAACCUCCAGGGAGAGGGGAGAGGGGAGCAGCUCUCUCCUCAAGAAAGGAGUUCUGGGAAACAGCCAGGCCAGCAUUUGCCAAAUCCUCACCCAGGAGAUCUGUCUCUGCUGUGGCUCGAGGAGAAGCCAGAGGCCCUCCAGAAAGGUCAGCUGAGACCCCCCAUGACCCAGAAGCUCCCUACCUGCAAAGAGUGUGGGAAAACCUUUUACAGGAAUUCUCAGCUUGUGUUUCACCAGAGAACUCACACUGGAGAGAAGUAUUUUCAGUGCCACACCUGCAAAAAAGCCUUUCUGCGGAGUUCAGACUUUGUGAAGCAUCAGAGAAUCCACACAGGAGAGAAGCCUUGCAAAUGCGAUUACUGCGGGAAAGGCUUCAGUGACUUCUCUGGAUUGCGCCACCAUGAGAAAAUCCACACGGGAGAGAAACCAUAUAAAUGUCCCAUCUGUGAGAAAAGUUUCAUUCAGAGGUCAAACUUUAAUAGACAUCAGAGGGUCCACACAGGAGAGAAACCUUAUAAAUGCUCUCGCUGUGGGAAAAGUUUCAGCUGGAGCUCAAGUCUUGAUAAACAUCAAAGAUCGCACUUGGGGAAGAAGCCCUUUCAAUAGCAAGACUCUUUUAUCCCAUUUCUAUCUCUCUCCAAUUAAAAAUAUAUAGCUUUUGGAAUCAUCUGCUGGAAUUGCAUCUUGUAUCCCUGGUCCAUUUUCAUGGAUUGGAGAAGGGAGAAACUGUAGAUGGUUUUGAACUUGGAGGAUAGAUUGGGCUCCUGGGCUGGAUUUCAUGCCACCUUAAUUUCUUGCUUCUGCAUCAGGAGAAAGAAAUGUCUUCAUGUUUCAGCUCAUCGCCUUGCUCAGAGUCUUCUGUUGGACCCCUUGGGAGGAAAAAACGUCAUUUGGAGAUUGUGCUCUAGAAGUAUCUGUCAUCUGGGAAGAGUUUAACAGAGCAGCUGUAAUUACUGUUCAGGGGAAGAACUUUGGAUCAGCCCUUUAGAGCUGGGAUUCCAGAACAUGUCUUCCUGAGACAUAAGGGCAAGCAGACAUAGAGGACUAGAUGGUUCAUGUAUUCUUUGACAUACGGGUGAAAAACGAACUUGAAGUGUCCUUGUUUUAAAUAAACUUGGUAGAGUCACUCCCCAUCUCAUUUGUGUCUGAAAUGUUCACUGUGUGUUGACUAUCACUCGACGUGUAUUUUCUCAUGGGAGAUUCCAAAUGGUAGUUGAGCUCCUAUUUGAGCUCAUACAGGCUUAUCAAGUUUAGAAUAGAGCAGAACAGUGAUAUGACAGUGCUAACCUAAAGGCCAGAUUGUGAGAGCUUGGCCAGUGCUAGGCACUCUGUUGUCUCAGGUUGGUCUGUCUUUGGUGCCCACUUGCUGGUGCCCCUCAAGCUGCCUCUCUUUGUCCUUACAUCCCACUUAAAUGAUCAUUUUUGCUAAAGUGCUCUGUGCUUUAAAAUUAUCUUUUUUAUCUCAUUUUGUUUGAAGGUGUUAGGAAGAAAUCAAUAGGAUUGAUUUUAUAGUACUGCCUAGAGGUUUAUGAACAUGCAUAUCUAACCUGUACAAAUGACCUAUUCUUCCAAAGAUAAAUGCUGAAAAGUGUCCUCUUGCUCGUGAAUCCUGAGACUUCCACCCCUCCCUUUCAUUUGGUCCUUUUUGUGCCUGGUUGUAUUGUACGAUUCAGAUGAGGAUCUAGAAGGAAGAUGCUAAUGAGCAAGACAGAGCUAUCUCCCUGAAAACAGAUUAACUUAUAGGCAGGAAACUGCAAGAUGUUGGCAAACAAUGGGAAAUGAGUUAUGGUUAAUGGGAGAGGAAGGGCAAACCUCAAAUUAGAGUCCCUGAGUUCCAGAAGAGUCUGUUAACUACCUUACAACAUGAAUAUGAGGGAGAAGACUGCACAUAAGGGGGUGUAGGAACCACUAGUCUGAAAGCAGGAAAAACA
This is a messenger RNA of Trichechus manatus latirostris (Florida manatee), 2957 nucleotides long. RefSeq names its product zinc finger protein 18 (gene ZNF18). Gene Ontology annotation, molecular function: RNA polymerase II cis-regulatory region sequence-specific DNA binding; DNA-binding transcription factor activity, RNA polymerase II-specific. Gene Ontology annotation, cellular component: transcription regulator complex; chromatin; PcG protein complex. The coding region runs from base 94 to 1632 and encodes 512 amino acids. Gene Ontology annotation, biological process: regulation of transcription by RNA polymerase II. Lineage: Eukaryota; Metazoa; Chordata; Mammalia; Sirenia; Trichechidae. The record is from RefSeq and is a predicted model, not a curated record. The transcript has 5 exons.